Durusdinium trenchii is the source of this 1041-nucleotide messenger RNA. NCBI's taxonomy places the organism in Eukaryota, Dinophyceae, Suessiales, Symbiodiniaceae. The record is from the annotation of a GenBank genome assembly.
AUGUACAAAGUUCAUCACUGGUGGGUGGGUGGGCUUUCACUUCCUUCAGAGCCAAAUAGCCGUUCAGGACACGGCAAGCUUCGCCACAAGGUUGGCGCCCUCCUUCACCAAGUGAAGCUGGAGGUUGGGUUUAAUGCGCCCAGCUUGAGCGCGUAUUUACGCAAUGCGGUUGGCAUUUGCACAGACCAGGGUACAGAGUCCGCUAUCCAUGAAGUGCCAUCUUUGGAUUUGGGCAAGGUGUUGGAGUUUGAUGCAUUGCACCUUGGGAAGCAUGGAUCCAACACAACAAUUCUGGGGUCUAGCAAACCUGCAGAGCUAGCCAUAGACGACCCACUCAGUGCGCUUGGCGAUGUGGGCCAAUCAGGCCAACCAGUCGAAGAAGGUGACCAUUCACAUUCAUCUUUUGAACAUGGGCGCUUGAUGCCAAGUGCAAUUUGGAUACCAGGUGUGAAGCACAACAUGGACAACACUUGCAAGGACAUAUGGGAAAGCGUGCAAGGCCAAGCAGAUUACUCCAAGAACUUGAGAGCAUUGGAAAGCCUGCUAGCUCCAGUGCCAACGCGGGAUAAAAUCAUUGAAGUGUUUUUUGCCGACCCACUGGAUGAGUUGGAUGCCCAAACAGCUUCCAAAUUGCGGGUCUGGAACUGCACCUUGAAAUCAUUGAGGUGGCACUCAGUGGUUGAUUUUACUCAAGCCUUGCUUGGGAUCAAAGAAGGCUUGCGGCGGAGGUGGCACUUGGGACGGUUUGUGAAAUCAUUGCCCCGAGACUCCCAGCACAGUCCAACAGAGGGCCGUGGCCCACAAGGAUGUGCCACAUACAAUCACAUUGAUGUGGUCAUCCGUUCAGAGUUCUUUUGGAGCUAUGCAGCCAUGAUCCUUGAGGUCUCCAGAGUUGAUGAACAUUUUCAUCCAGGCAGUGGCACAGAUGAGUCAGACCCUCCACUUUCUGAAGAAUGGGAGCGCUUCAUCCAUGGAGCUACAGCCGCUGACCUAUCACCUCACUUCAAGAUGUGGGCCGUAUUCAGGAUUCAAAUGACAUAG